Prunus avium (sweet cherry) is the source of this 1319-nucleotide messenger RNA. The record is from RefSeq and is a predicted model, not a curated record. Lineage: Eukaryota; Viridiplantae; Streptophyta; Magnoliopsida; Rosales; Rosaceae.
UUAAAAUCAGACCCUCCCUUUCUCUCUCCUCACUCUCUCUUCUUCCUCGCGACAUCUCCCCCCCCUCUGGUUUUCCAGCCGACAUCACCCCUCCUCCCAGCCACCACCAGCGACGCCGGCCAGCCCAGAUCAGACUGGCGACUCCCCAGCCUCCUUGCUCGACGUCCUCCCCCGCCGCCUGCCGCCACGAAUCGCUGGAGAGAACCAGAAAAUCGCGGCAGAUUUUCUCCGAUUUUCAAAUCCCUCAAACUCCCUCCUCCGGCCACCAAAUCGGACGAAUUAGGCACCCGGGCACCAGGUGACCCGCAGGAGGGACCUUCAAAGGGUCCAGCUAGCUCAGAGUAUCUGCAGUAAGCGUGCACAAUGAGCCACCACCGGGCCGAGUUCAUCUUCCGCCACCUUCCUUGACAAACAGCUUCAACGUAAAUCUGAUUUCGACCCGGGUCCGAAGUCCACAGUCCAAUGAAGAAAGUGCUCAUCGCCGAAUACAGCUAGACGUAUUCAUCUGAAAAACGAGGGAGAAUUUGGUCAGCUUUGGGCCACAAGAAAAAAGAAGAAGAAAAUGACGAGCUGUUUGUGCUGCAGACCAGCGAUUGUGGCCAAAUCAAUUCACAACGAGGGCUUUGCGUCGCCGUCUAGAACUCUAAAUCGUUUUGCUGGGGUUGUACCUUACGGUACAAACGGGAGGUCCCUCAGUUCAAGGUUUCGUGGCGUGCGCGCUUCAGCUGUGGACUCGUAUGAGAGCUCUUCUGAUUUCGUCAAUCGCAUGGAAAAAGCCUGGUUAAUAUCCAAGCAACCAAGGCCUGUUGCUUGUUCAUCUUGCGACUCAAACGGUCAUAUCGAAUGCAAAUGGUGUGGGGGCACAGGCUUCUUUAUGCUCGGUGAUAACAUGCUUUGCCAAGUCCCUUCGAGAGGUACUAGUUGUGUUAUUUGUACUGGAAAGGGAUCAAUGUGUUGCUCUGAUUGCAAAGGAACAGGCUUUCGUGCCAAGUGGUUAGGGCAGCCUCCUAUUUCCAAGUAGCAGCCUUGCUCGAAAGACGUCUGCGCAGUCGGAAAGAUUUAACCAUCAAAAGCUGCUGUAGAAAAUGCAGUGACAUCUUGUUCAUGUUGUAACAAAUUCUUCUCUGUUUCUUUUAGGGCCUCUAUGGUCAAGUUAUGAUAGUUACAUAUUCUUUAAAUCCACAAUAAAUUGUUUUAGAUUGUGUAGUCCACACACAGAACAUCGCCCUUUACUAGUCAUACCUUAUUCAUUUUAAUUCUUGGAAUGUAUAAAUUGUCUUUGCCUGCACAAUAUUCUAUUACCACAUUGGUUUAUUGAA